Molecule: messenger RNA, 2175 nt
Organism: Penicillium macrosclerotiorum
Lineage: Eukaryota; Fungi; Ascomycota; Eurotiomycetes; Eurotiales; Aspergillaceae
Exons: 4
Coding region: 1-2175 (724 amino acids)
Biological process (GO): regulation of DNA-templated transcription
Molecular function (GO): zinc ion binding; DNA-binding transcription factor activity, RNA polymerase II-specific
Source: RefSeq, a predicted model, not a curated record
AUGGGUCGCAAGCCCAACCAGCUCAUCCUCGAGUUCUUCAUCCGAGGGCCCAAGCUCGAGGACUCCAGCAAUCGCUACCAGCACACCUGCAAGGCCUGUGGCGAAAAGUUCCCCAAGGGUCGCAUUGACAGCCUCACCAAUCACCUCGUCAAGAAAUGUCAGGCCAUCCCGCUACGCGACCGCCAGCGCGUGCUUCUGCGCCUCCACGAACUCCCCGACCUCACUGAAGGCGAUGCAAGCAAGGACCCGAGCGCGGCCGGGGCUAAGGGGAAAGCGGGCGAUGGCUCGUUUCCGAAUCGCCCGAACUUCGACGGCCUCAACGUCCUGGCGGAGGCGUCCCGCCAGGUGGGUGCGUCAGACACCACAAAGCGAGGCCCCGCGUACACACAGUCGGUGACCGCUGGUGGGAAGACCGUCGUCGUGGACCCGGCUCUUGAGGCAGAGUUUACUGUUCAGGGAUCUCAGCACGGCGAUGAGAAGCAGGAAGACGGCGCAAAUGCUCAGGGAACCCCUCAGGCCUCGAGCACCCCGACCAUUCCUGCUCUCCCGAGCCACACCUCCGACCACCAUACCUCCAUGUCCCCUCCUCUUGGCGAUGGUUCUUUGACGCCCGAGCCGACCUCCAAUGCGCGCCAGUCGCAGUUGUCCAUGAUCGCUGCCUCUGCCAAUGAGAUGGUGCCACAAGGGCUGACAAUGGACGGCGAGCUCGGUGCUGAUGGAUUGAAGAUGAGCCAGUGGAACCAGCAGCUUUCCACGCACGAACAACUCCUGUUUGAUAGCUUGCAAGAGCAUGACCCGUCGUUGACAGCCGCCACGCAGCGGGCGGCCUCCUUUCCGCGCCCGAUUGCUAUGAACCCCAACACGCAAGCGAAGGGCUUCGUGAACGAAUUUGGCAACUCGACCAAGCCGGCCAAGCCCAAGGUGCGCGGGCGCUUCACCCCCGAGCGACGCCGUGAGGUCCAGGAGGUUCGGAAGCGCGGCGCGUGUAUCCGUUGUCGAAUGUUGAAAAAGCCGUGCUCUGGUGAUACUCCUUGUACGACUUGCGCCAGUGUUGAGAGCGCUCGUCUCUGGAAGCACCCUUGUAUCCGGACUCGUUUGUCUGAGGAGUUCGAAUUGUAUAAUGCCAAUCUGCACGCCACAUUGGCUUACCACGACACCAACGCAAUCCGAAAUCAAAUUAAGUUUGAGCACUAUGCUGGUCGCAUUGAGGUGACCCAUAUGGAGGAGAGCAUGGUCUACGUGACUAUCAGCGGUCUCCAAGGCCACCGUGCUUCCGUCUCCGCGCUUGACCCCCAGCUCCAAGGUUUGGGCGAUGACCAGUUCUCCGGUCCCCCGCAAGAAAUCUACCUCCUCGAUAGCGAUGCCGAUGACAUCCCAACAAAGCUGGAGCUUUAUAUCAAGAAAACCGGUGCAUUCUUCAUCGAGCGCGAGACAUCUCCCUUCAUGAAGCCUACACUGCAGCUGGCCUCGGAGCUCAGCCAGACGAAGAAAGACACUCUCCUCGAGCGCGCUGUGGACCUCUGGGUUGCCACUCACAUCUUGGUCGACACUGAACUCAACUGGAAGACUUUCUGCAACCCGACCCUUCCCCCAACUUCCAUGCACUCCCUCUCCCAGCCCUCCGACGAGGGCCGUCUUCCUAUCGACGAAGUCACUGAUCACGAGUCCUACAACCUGCUCGGCAGCCAACUGCGUGCUGCUAUGGAAAAACGCGCCAUGCAGCUUAGCAAAUCUGUGAUUAAUGAUCUGGAGCGCCGACUGCUGCAGCGCCAAAAGACCGGCUGGUUUGAGACAUUCCUCGUCGCCAUCGUCCUGCUCAACUGCGUCGAGCGCACCUGCUGGCUCUUCCGCUCCUGGGACAACGAGAGCUUCGCCCAGCGCUGGCCCCUGGACAAGCGGCCCCCCUACUACUUCAACCAGUCUGAACGCUUCGCCGACAUUUUGCACAUGCUCCUGCGCAUGCGCAGCCUGCCUCCCAAGACCACCAUUCGCCCGGAUAACGGCACCCUCAAGGCCGUUGACGGCAGCGACGAGAAUGCUAUGCGUUGGUUCGACAUGAUCCAGGUCUCCCCCUUCUACCUGGAAGAGCGCGCCAACGCCCUCUUCGACCCCACCGACUCGCGCUCUCUAGACCUCUGCCAUAGCGCUCGUCUCCUGCAGCCUUCCGCUGCCUAG